ACCAAUACAUUGCCGAGCGUCAUAGCGCAAGCAUAUUAAAAAAAAAUAACUAAGAAUAUCAGUUUUCUUAAAUUUGUGUAAGUGGUUGCAUACUUUCGAGGCUCCCUUAACUUGCAGGAUCUUAACUUCAGGAUGAAGGUCUUAAUAAUAUGCAUGGCCUUUGCGGCUAUGACACGGGCGAUGCCAGUCGCCGAGGAAAAACCUGUAGAACCUGUGGCACCUGUAGCACCUGUUGCGUCUGAAUCGGUUCAGGCGCCAAAACCUGACGAAGUGCAACCUCAAAUCAAAGCUGAUACUACAGUUCUCGAAGAGAGUAAGCCUGAACAAGUAAUUGAAAACAAAGAAGUUGUAAAACCGCAAGAACCGGAACUCAAAAGCGUACCUGUAGAAUCAAAGCCCGAAGAGGCCAAACCAGAAGCGGCUGUAGCUAUUGUCACUCCCGAGGUUAAGAGUGAAGUUCCUGAACCUAAGUUAGCAGCUCCAGUGGAGGCUGAAUCUGAGGUUAAACCGGAAAACAAUCAAUCAGAGGCAAAACCUGAAGAAAAAAAGGAAGAGCCUGAAGAAAAAAAGGAAAAGCCUGAGGAAAAAAAGGAAAAGCCUGAAGAAAAAAAGGAAGAGCCUGAACAAAAGUCAGCUGUUGAGGAACCUAAACAGGUCUCCGAUGCUAAAGUAGUAGAAGUCAAAGAAGCGCCAUAUGUAAUAAACUCUAAAACUGAAACAAUUGAUGUUGUAGCAGCUAUUAAAUCUCCAGCCGCCGUCGCUGAUGAUGUUGUUGAUGUUGCUGCCCUUUCCCCAGCUGAGAAGGCAGAGGUGCCUGUUGUGACAACAAAGAGUGCUGAACCAGUUGCAGAAGACAAGAAAGAAGAAAGUUCUUCAGUACCCGCAGCUAAAACAAGUUUAACAGAAGAAAACAAACCCAUUGAACCUAAAACAGAGGAGAAAGCCGUAUCCGCUGAUGUACCAGCCCCUGAUGCCAAAGUUGAACCUGCCGUGGCUAAAUCUGCUGACGUAAGCGCACCUUCUGUUGAUGACCCUCUAAGAGUAGUUCGCGAUACUGUCGACGACAAACAGGCUCCAGAACCUGUAGUAGUUGCUAAGUCUGCAACGGAAAUUCAAGCCCCAAAAGAAAGCGAAAUCGAAAAGAAGCCGGAAAUUAAGGCCUCAAAACCCGAAGAACCGUCUGUAAUGAGCGAACCAGUAAAAGAAACUCCCGUCGCUCAGCCUCUGCCGGCGGAAGCACCAAAGAUAAGCGAAGUUGAAGCAAAACCGACACAGAACGAAGAGAAACCCAUGGGUGAUGCGUCAUCGAGCAGCUCAGAAGAGAGCGCUGAAAGCAACGAAAAGAAAAGCGACAGUGUAGAGAAAGAUUCGUCGGAGGUUACCGACAAAAAGGGAAGCAAAGCUUCCAAAUCUUAAAUUAGUGGUGAAAGAGCAUUUGGCGGUAGGCGUGUGUCGACAUAGUGCCUCGACACGCGCGUUCCGCCCGCGGCGCCUCGCUGUGUAGUGUUUUGUGAUCCAUUCCUCAGAUGUGCGAAUGGCGACCGCUAACGGGCGUUCGCGUGAAUACCCUUCGACUAGAUUUAGAGACUUACUUAUUUAAAAACAGCGAAGCCGAAAAAUUACCUAUGUUGUAAUUACAAUUACACGAAAUAAAUUAUCGAAUUUCAGGUAAUGUAAGAAAUAAAUGUUUUUUAUAAUAAUGUGUAUUUUCUUAUUUUUUUAUUCACCGAGAGCUUCUUAAACGCCUACGCCUUUGUACAUAAUCCGAACGUGAGCCUGUCCCUUAUUACGGCAGGUUUACGGUAAUUGGCAGGGUGAGCAGACGAAUUUUGACUUUACCGUAUUGUAGAAGACUCGCACAAUAGACCUUGACUCUCGUCAUCGGUCUGUGUAUUUUAAUGCAUAUUUUUAAUAAUUCGUAUUUUUAACAAUCAAAUUGCUGGCGAUUUCUAUAGAUCUUUUUAAAAACCAUAAGUAUGACGUGUUUAUAAAGCAAUAGGUUAUAUUUAUAAAUGACGUUAAAGUUUCUAUGAUCCUAAAUGUUAACGUGCUUAUAAGCUCUUUAGUCAAUACAAUAUUAAGUAAAUUUUUGACAGCUACACUUGGCAUACAGAUAUGCAACAAAAUCGAUUAACCUCAAACCGCCAAAGCGGUAUUGCAUUAAAUGCCAAAGCAGUGUUCAUAAUGAUCACUGGAAUGUAUGUAAAUUGUGAAAUCGCAAUUUAAAACACAGAAACCUCUGAUUUCAAGUAAACCGGAACCACGCAUCAGGGCAUGCGGCAUAACCCCUUUUUUAAUAGUAUAAGAUGACAAAAUAGCACACAGUCCACCUGAUGGUACGUGGAUGCUGUGACCCAUAGAUAUCUAAAUCUACCCUCGAUCAAGAGUCAAAAUGCAGAUGGGUUGUCAUUCCCAAGGACUAAGAUGGAAUGCCUCGUUUCCGGUUCUCUACACACAUUAAACACAGCUACUACUUCACGCUAGUAUUCCUUCCCCGGUCGAGCUAUUCAUACUACAACCAUAAUAUAGAUGUAGCGUGGCUCUACCACGUAUGAUCUUCCAAAUCCUCUCAGAAACAAUAGGAGGCACGUUACCCGUAGUAUCUAUUUAUUUAUUUAUAAGACCAACAGCGUAACAUAAGAUUUUACAGAAUGCCAAUGAAAGAUUUCUAUUUUUAAAUAAUAAACAUUGUAUUAAUGCAGCAGUGUCUCGUUUAUAAAUUGUUAAUUUACUAAUAUUUUACUUUUAACAUUUAACAAGACUUGAUGUUUUUAAAAUCGAUAAAAGAAAAAAGCUAAAUGUCUUUAAAAUUUAAUUAUUUCAAUUAACAACAUUUUAUUAAUUAAAAACGAAGAUUAAAUAUUCUAUUUGCACGCUUAUGUUCUGUUAUAGUUAAGGUCUAGAAUAUUUUAUAACUUUCUUACUGCGUAAAGGCCAAGUCACGGAAUAUUCUUAGACGUUUAGAUAUAGGGACUGUAAUCUGAGAAUAAAAAAGUUUGUAAAAGGAGACUAUACUAAUGUUAGGUAUUAUUAAAUAGUGCAAGAGAGUAAAACGAUAUAUGGACUGCAAGAAAUUUUAAGAAUAGGUUUCAACGAUCUAUCGCUGUUUCCCCAACGACUAACCAAGACAACUGCAGCUCGAACUGAUUAUAAAUAUGUGUUCCGCUAUACACUGCGAGCACUGCUCAGUGCUCUCACUAGUGAAAAAUUCGUUCCGUUAUGGACUGCCAGUAUACUGCCGCAGUACCCUAGGGAAAUAUAUGACGUCAUAAAUCACCGCCAUUCUUGUACUAUGAGCACUGGCGCUUUCGAGGUAAUGUGCUCCCAGUACUUUAAUCACAUAAUCAAUACAUAACAGCGCCUAGAGAUUUAACAGCUUCCACUAAUGACUGUUAUUAUUAUUAAUUAAAACUCUUUAAAAAAGUUUUAAAAGCAACAACAUUCAAGUAAUAGUUUUUCUUGUUGAACAGAAAACGUGUACAUGAUAAAUAUUUUCAUUUGAAAACAGUGUAUUAAUGGGGAUGACAGUAUACUGGUCCACGUUCCGUUUUAAACAGUAACCAGUAUAGCAAACUAUAUAUGUAUUAGCAAACUUUAUAAAAAGGGACGGCUUCACAGCAUACUGAAUUGACGUCACACCUUACAGUGGUCACAGUGUAUAUAGGAACACAGCCUAUACCUUAGGAUUACACUUAAUAAAAAUCAUCACCCGUAUUGCCCUGCUUCAUCACCAAAACCGGACCGAUUUUUACUCAAGUACAAUAUAGGAAAGAUUAUUAUGAAUCUUUUAAAAUUACUAAAUCUGUCCAGUUACACCUCCUCUGUUUGACAGAUUCCUGC
This is a messenger RNA of Parnassius mnemosyne (clouded apollo), 3840 nucleotides long. The record is from the annotation of a GenBank genome assembly. NCBI's taxonomy places the organism in Eukaryota, Metazoa, Arthropoda, Insecta, Lepidoptera, Papilionidae.